Messenger RNA from Candidula unifasciata, 2297 nucleotides. Lineage: Eukaryota; Metazoa; Mollusca; Gastropoda; Stylommatophora; Geomitridae. The record is from the annotation of a GenBank genome assembly.
AUGGAGGGUCAGGACCCAGAUAUCCGACACACAGCUGUGGACGGAGAAAAUGACGACGACGAAGAGAAGGAAGAGAUGACAACGAAGGCUUCUGCUGACAGCUUCCUGUCCAAGGAGGAUGAAGUGGGAUAUGAGUUUGGAACAAAAAUUCUUAGAACACCUGGAUUAAGCCGUUACAAAAAAGGUUUAAAGAACGCCUUCCCAGUUCGAUUUGCAAAAUCACCCAAGGGUGUUCUCCCAUUAGAGACAAAUGGAUUUAUUAACUACAUGACGUUCGGAUGGUUGUCCCCGUAUAUGUGGCAGGUCUUUAGGAAAGGCAUUCAACCUCUUCGUGGCUUGCAGAUUACCAAAGAGGAGAGCGCUGAAGUCAGUGCUCAGAGGAUGGAGAGAUUUUGGGCAGAAGAGCUAGCAGAGAAAGGAGAGAAAGAAGCCUCGUUCGGCCGAGCCGUCUACAAGUCGUUCAAAACUAGAAUCAUCAUUGGAGCGUUUGCCAGCCUUGUGUAUGCGUUUCUGGGCCUGGCAAAUCCAAUGUUGGUGAUUCGGUACUUUUUGGAUUACCUGACUGAGGAGGACGUCACAGUGAAGACUGGCAUCAUGUACGCGGUGAUCCUGGGUGUGAACCUGCUACUCAGAGGUCUGGUGGGCGCUUUCUUCUGGAUGCUCAACUAUGAAGCAGCAACUAGAAUCAAGUAUGGCUCCUUGGCACUGUUGUACAGGAAAGUUCUACAUGUGAAGACUUUGAAAGACAAAACUGUUGGUGAUAUUGUGAACAUCAUAAGCAACGACGGCCAGAGAAUAUGGGAUGGGAUCAUCAUGGGACCUUUCAUCAUUGGUGGCCCCAUGAUUCUCAUCAUGGGGUGUGUGUACAGUAUUGUUUACCUAGGACCCUGGACACUAGUCAGUUUUUUGGUUUUAAUUGGCUUUUAUCCUUACGCUAUGAUGCUAGCAAAAAAGUCACAGGAUUUUCGUACUCAGAGCAUUAAAAUCACAGACACAAGGGUUGGAUUAAUGAAUGAGCUUCUUACAUACAUUAAGCUAAUCAAAAUGUAUGCGUGGGAAAUAUCAUUUGCCAAAAAAAUAUCAGAGCUGAGAGAGGAGGAGAAAAGAAUACUAGAGAAGUGUGUGUUUGCACAGAGUGUCAGUAUGGGUUCCUCUGUGAUGGUUCCUAUUGUUGCAAGUUGUGUCACUUUUACUGCAUAUGUGGCCACGGGGAAUAACUUGACUGCAACUCAGGCAUUCACCUUCGUCUCCCUGCUGAACACCAUGCAGGCAUCCAUGAUGACCAUUCCCUUUGCCCUGAAAGCACUCUCUGAGAUGGUGGUGACAACUCGACGUUUGCAGGAGUUUCUGGUUAUGGAAGAAAUGGGAAGCUAUCCUAGGAAAAUGUCAAACAGCUCUUCUGUGGUGGAGAUAAGAAAUGCUUCAUUUUCUUGGGGAACUGGUCGCGUGAGGAAGGAGAUGAGCAAUGGAACAAAUGGAAAAAUCAAACACAAGAAAAAGAAGAAAAAAAGGGGAGUACCCGAGGAAGAGGAGACCUUGAGCGAGAAUCAUCUAACAGAGGGAAGUGAACAGAUCUUUGUUGGGCCAACAUUACGUAAUGUGACAUUGACCCUUCAACGAGGCCAAUUAAUUGGAGUUUGUGGAAAUGUUGGCAGUGGCAAAAGCUCUCUGAUCAGUGCAAUUCUAGGCAGGAUGGAUGUUGUGUCAGGAACAGUAGCUGUGUCUGGUCAUGUAGCCUAUGUACCCCAGCAGGCUUGGGUUACUAACGAUACUCUUCAGGAUAACAUCCUGUUUGGCAGCAGUUAUGAAGCAGAUAGAUAUAAACAAAUAGUUGAAGCAUGUGCAUUAAGUGCUGACUUUUCUACCUUCCCAGCAGGAGAUGCCACCGAGGUGGGAGAAAGGGGAGCUAACCUCAGUGGAGGUCAGAAGCAGAGAAUAUCGCUGGCCCGGGCUGCCUACAGCAAGAAUGAACUGGUGUUGUUGGAUGAUCCCCUCUCGGCAGUCGAUGUGCAUGUUGGACACCACAUCUACCAACGAUGUAUUAAAGGCGUGUUAAAGGGACGAAGUGUUGUAUUUGUGACACAUAACCUACAGUAUUUAAAAGACUGUGAUAACAUACUGGUCAUGAAAGAUGGCCAGAUAGCAGAGCAAGGAUCACAUGAUCAACUUCUAUCCAGUGGUGGAGAAUAUGCAAAUUUACUCAGGUUGUAUAAUAAUGAGGAUGAGCAGAGCAUAGGGAUAGCGCCAGAGCAAGAGGAGCGCUUGGAGGUGACACGAAUAUCAGGUAAGAAUAUACA